CCAGCAUUCAAGUUUUUCAAGAACGGUCAGCAAGUUUCGCAAUUGGUAGACGCAGGUAUUGAAGAAUUCAGAAAACUCAUUGCACAGCAUGUAGGAUCACCUGGUUUGAAUAUCCAGGGUGAAAAUGUGAAUAGUUAA
Messenger RNA from Racocetra persica, 138 nucleotides. NCBI's taxonomy places the organism in Eukaryota, Fungi, Glomeromycota, Glomeromycetes, Diversisporales, Gigasporaceae. The record is from the annotation of a GenBank genome assembly.